Molecule: messenger RNA, 1983 nt
Organism: Caenorhabditis auriculariae
Lineage: Eukaryota; Metazoa; Nematoda; Chromadorea; Rhabditida; Rhabditidae
Source: the annotation of a GenBank genome assembly
AUGGCUCUGGUUCAAGGUAAUUAUUGUUGAAUUUUUUUAAAUGUUAUUGAACCUUGUUUUUCAGCUCAACACAUGUCUUUGGCCUCUUCUAUGCGUGGCGAUUCUAUUCCACGCAUUUCUAACCUUCAGGUAGAUAUUUAUCAAGUUCUCUUUUUUAAACACAUGUUUCAGGCUCCAAUCAUGUUGUUGAACGGCCAUGAAGGAGAAAUUUACACGGCUCAAUUUAGCAAUGACGGAACAUGCAUGGCAAGUGCUGGAUACGAUAUGCAGGUGAAGCUUUUCCAAGAUAAAGUUUUCCUCGGAAACCUUGUAAAAUAAUAACAAUUUAAAAGUGAUUUUUUGAGCUGGAGAAAACAUCUAUUAGAAUGUUCCAUUUUUUGUUGCUUCAUAACCUUUUAACUAAAGUAUUCAGAUUUUUCUUUGGAACGUCUACGGCGAUUGCGAAAAUUUUUCCGUGUUUAAAGGUCACAGAGGAGCCGUCAUGGAUGUCAAAUUCAACACGGAUUCCAGGUAAUCUUUUACAAAUCCAUCGUCAAAUUGUUCAUAGCAAUAAUUCUGAAAUCUAAAUGUUUUUUCCAAAGUGAGAUCCUACUUCAGCUUGCUCAUUUCCGCUAGCACGGACAAGACAGUUCGAGUUUGGGACAUGGAAACGGGGCAAUGUGCCAGAAAACUGAAGUCGCAUACCGAUAUCGUAAACGCUGUGCACGGAUCUCGGCGAGGGAAUCUGAUGAUCGCGUCUACUGGAGAUGACGGCACAAUCAGGGUGAGCGUUUUGAGGAGGUCAUCAAAGUUUGGAAGAAAAAGAAAUCAGUUUGUUAAGAUUUGAAAAACUCAGUUGAAGUUUUUGAUGGGUUAGCGCUCAAAAAACUGAGACUCCAAACAGUAAAAAAAAAAACAAAAGAAUUUCCUUCAGAAGCUCGGAAAACAUUUCGCGCACUAACAAAAUAUUUCUUUUUCAUUUCAUCUCAGAAAGUAUCGGAAUGCAACUGAUCAAGUCAUUUUAGCAAUAAACUCUAUUCCAGAUUCAUGACAUGCGGAAGAAAGAACCCGUCAAACUCUACGAAAACAGAUUCCAGCAAAUGGCCGUCACUUUUAAUGAUGCCAGCGACCAAGUUAUUGUUGGAGGGAUUGACAAUCAAAUCAAGGUCAUUUUCUUUUUUUGAAAUUUCGUUAGUUGGACAAAAAUUGCAUCGGCGUUUUUUUUUCAAGAAGUGCCAGCUUGUUUCGAAAAGCUCAAAAAGUAAUUCCAAACUUUCUCAGUCUUCAAGAAAUGAAAAAUUUUUUAAGGUUUGGGACCUUCGCCGGGACACUGUCUCCCACACCUUGACAGGCCAUAAAGACACAAUCACGUCGCUUUCUUUGAGUCCCAACGGGAACUUCAUUCUUAGUAACUCUAUGGACUGUUCACGUGAGACAAUUUUUCGCGAAAGAAAGUAAAAAGAAAUUUAGUCCGUCAGUGGGACGUACGGUCGUUUGUGGUUGGAAAUCGCCAAAUCAACGCUUUUUACGGCCAUCAACACAAUUUCGAAAAAGUAAGCAAAGGAUUAUUAAAAAUUUUGAAAUUCAUCUUUACAAUGUCCAAAAAACAAGGUUUCAUGUUGUCUUUCUCAAAAAAGCGCGAAACCGAAAAUGUUUGGAUAAUUUUUCAAGAGUUGUAAUAGAACCCUAAAAGUUCUUUGAAACUCUAUUCGAAAUUGGUUUGCAGAAUCUUCUGAAAUGCUCGUGGUCCGCAGACGGAACGCAUAUUAGCGCAGGCUCCGCAGAUCGUUACGUCUACAUUUGGGAGGUCUCCACGCGCAAAAUUCUCUACAAACUUCCCGGACACCACGGUUCGGUCAAUGCCACCGAUUUCCAUCCAAAAGAACCCAUAAGUGAGUAUUUGUCAUUUUCGUCUUUAUUAUCUUUUGAUUUUCAGUACUUUCGGCGGGCAGCGACAAACGUCUCUUCUUGGGAGAAGUUGUGAUGUCCAGCGUCUUCCAUUAA